Molecule: messenger RNA, 799 nt
Organism: Planococcus citri (citrus mealybug)
Lineage: Eukaryota; Metazoa; Arthropoda; Insecta; Hemiptera; Pseudococcidae
Product: cyclin-dependent kinases regulatory subunit 1-like
Exons: 3
Coding region: 206-433 (75 amino acids)
Biological process (GO): regulation of mitotic cell cycle
Cellular component (GO): cyclin-dependent protein kinase holoenzyme complex; SCF ubiquitin ligase complex
Molecular function (GO): protein kinase binding; ubiquitin binding; histone binding
Source: RefSeq, a predicted model, not a curated record
UGUAGAAAACGCGGGAAAAUCAGUAAUUGAUAAUUUGCCAGAAUUUUAUCAUUUUUUGUAAAAUCAUCUUCCUCUCGUUUGAUCUUGAUCGAUCGCAAUUUCGAUGAAUUCUCGGCUUUAAAGUUGAAAAAAUUGUAUAGAAAUAAGGUUGUAACUGGUUCAUUUGUUCCGAAUGUGUAUGUAAUGUUUAAUAUUUCCAAUAAUCAUGCCCUAUGACCAAAUACAAUACUCGCCGAAAUACUCCGAUGAUACGUACGAAUACAGGCACGUGAUCUUGCCAAGUGAUAUAUCUAAAUUUGUUCCUCGUACAUUUCUUAUGACUGAGUCAGAAUGGCGCAAUUUGGGUGUUCAACAAAGCCCCGGCUGGAUUCACUACAUGAUUCAUGGUCCAGAACCUCAUAUUUUAUUGUUUCGACGGCCAAAAUCAACGUGAUAUCAAUUGAAAUUUUUGUAUUGUACCUAUGUAUUUUUUUUGUUUUGGUAUUUUGAUAAUGAGAUUUGAAUUUGAUUAUUUGUAUUUUUGAUAAAGUGUUACUUUAGAUUAUAUUCGAGUAUUUAGUAGCAACUUGAUCUACGUAUUUUUAUACGGCCUCAGUUCCGGAAUGAAUAUUAGAGAAGUUACUUAUACAUUAUUUGAUAUGUAAAAUAAUUUUAUUGUAGGCAUUUUAUUUUUCGAUAAUGUGUGUUUAUCUGAUACGUCCUGAAAGUUGAAAAUUGGUUUUGUAAGCUAAGCUGUAUAGAAAAAGUCAUCCUAUUUUGUAAUAAUUUUGAAUAAAAAAAUUGUUAAUGUCUUGUGGAA